GCUUAGUUGCAGGCUCGCCGAUGCUGUGAUGUUUUAUGUUUGUUUUUAUCUUUUAAAUUGCAAUAUAAAGCCGGGGCCAAAACAGCACCUUAUUUUGGUUUUAAUCGCAGCUGUAUUUAACGUGCACCGUCAGAGGAAAUCAAGGGAAUUCAAUUUAUUCUUUGCAGGCGCAAGGAAAAAAAAAAGUUUGAGCAUCAUUCAAAUAAAAUGAAGAGGCAGGCCGACCGGGACGUAAGUCCGGCGCGAGCUAUAGCCAAGCGCAUACGGGAGAGGGACCGGGACCGGGACCGGGACGGCGGCGCCCGCCGGGAGGACGUCGCACCACCGCCUCUGGCUGCACUCUUGUCCGAGAGCCGAAAUUACCACAAGCAUCCGGCGCGGAGCAGGAGCAGGGAGCGAGAGAGGUUCCGUCUGCGUGAGGAGCGCGGUGCUGGUGAGUCUCUACACCGUCAGCACCAUCGCGACCUCGGGCUUCCCAGCCGCCCUCCGCUGCGGACCACAGCGGCGCUCCCCAAGAGCAAAGCGGCGGCCGAGCCGCUGGGGAGCCGCGGCGGGGGAAGCAGCCUGGAGUACAAGACUUUGCUCAUCAGCAACCUGGGCUCCCAAUUGACGGACGAGCAGGUGGAAGACGGAUUGUUCCACGAGUUUAAAAAGUUCGGCGACGUGAGCGUCAAGAUGUCCCACACCCCGGAACUCGGCCGCGUCGCCUACGUGAAUUUCAGGCACCCGGACAACGCCAAGGAAGCGCGGCGGUCCAAGGCCAGGUUAGUGAUGUACGAUCGCCCGCUCAAAGUGGAGGCUGUGUACGUGCGACGGCGUAGCUGCACGCCUCCUGACGUGGGUUACGUGCCUGUGCACAGCCCCUACCACAGACAGCGCUCCGUGUCGCCCGGGGCCGGUAAGAUCCGCGAUGUCAGGCCCAGGCACUACGCCAUGGAGCUGGGUCUCAGCCGGGAGAGAGAGCGGGCGUUAGAGUACUACAGUAUGCUGGACGAGAGGGCCCGCGCAUUGGCCUAUCAGCCGCCCGAAGAGGAUCUAAUGCCGGAGGACGACCAACGGGCCACCAGGAACUUAUUUAUCGGCAACCUGGACUCGAACGUGUCGGAGGCGGAGCUGCGCCGCGGCUUCCACAAGUUCGGCGUGAUCGAGGAGGUGGUGAUCAAGCGGCCGGCGCGGGGCCAGGGCGGGGCCUACGCCUUCCUCAACUUCCAGAACCUGGACAUGGCGCACCGGGCCAAGGUGGCCAUGUCGGGCCGGGUGUUCGGGGGGAACCCGGUGAAGAUCGGCUACGGCAAGGCCAACCCCACCACGCGGCUGUGGGUGGGCGGCCUGGGCCCCGGCACGUCGCUGGCGGCGCUGGCCCGCGAGUUCGACCGCUUCGGCAGCAUCCGCACGGUGGACUACGCCAAGGGCGACAGCUUCGCCUACGUGCAGUACGAGAGCCUGGACGCGGCGCAGGCCGCCUGCGCGCAGAUGCGCGGCUUCCCCCUGGGCGGGCCGGAGCGCCGGCUCCGCGUGGACUUCGCCAAGGCCGAGGAGGCCCGCACCUACCCGCCCCCCUACCCGCCGCCCGCCCCGCCCCUGCCCCUGCACCUGGAGCUGCUGGACGGGUACGCCUGGCACCGCGGGCUGGGCCAGGAGCUGCGGGCGCGAGACCGCACCCCGCCGCACGCGCUGUUCGCCGAGCGGGAGCGGGAGCGGGAGAGGCCCUUCCUCGAGCGCGCCGAUUGGCCGGACGGCCUGGAGAGGCGGGGCAGCCUGGAGGCGUUGGGGCGGGGCCGGGCGCGCAGCCGCAGCCGGGAACUGUGGGAUAGGGAGGCGGGGCCCAAGGCGUGGGAGGAGCGGCGGAAGCGCAGGAGCCUAUCGAGCGAGAGGGCCAGCGACCGGGGGCGGGGCAAAGCACGGGGGGCGGAGUCACCCACCCACAGCCCCGCCCCCAAAACGCCGGAGCCCCGCCCCAAAACGCCGGAGCGCCCCCCUGAGGACGGGGCGGGGGGGGGCCGCGGGGAGGCGGGGCGGAACCACCGGGGGGGCAGCGACAGCGAGGACGAGCCCGCGCCCCCCCCCGCGCCCCGCCGCCCCGCCUCGCUGGCCGAGUUCGCCCACUCCCUGCCCCCCGCCUGGAGCGGCAGCCUGGUGCUGAAGAACAGCUGCUUCCCCACCAGCAUGCACCUCCUGCAGGGCGGGGCCGGCUUCCUGCCCGCCCUGCUGCGUGACCAGGCCCCGCGCGCCGGGCCCAUCACCCAGCUCAAGAUCGCCCAGCGUCUGCGGCUGGACCAGCCCAAACUGGACGAGGUCACCCGCCGCAUGAACCAGGGGGGCCCCGAGGGGUACGCCGUGCUGCUGGCCGUGCAGGGCCCCGUGGAGCGGGCCGGGGCCCUCGAACCCGGCCUCCAGACCCGGCUGCUCCGCAACCUGGUCACCUACCUGCGCAACAAGCAGGCCGCCGGGGUCAUCGGCCUGCCCCUGGGGGGGGGCCGGGAGCGCCAGGGCGGGGGCAUGCUCUACGCCUUCCCGCCCUGCGGCUUCUCCCAGCAGUACCUGCAGACUGCGCUCAGCACCCUGGGAAAGCUGGAGGAGGAGCACCUGGUGGUCGUAAUCGUCAAAGACUCCGUUUAACUGCCAGCCUUUUCUGGGGUUUUGUUUUUUUUUUGUUUUUUAAACUUGUGUAUAUUUUUAAAGAGGUGUUGGCUGACGAGCCUGUCGGGGAUGAAAGGGAUCGAACAGGAAGUGCGGGUGUCUGGGAGUUGUUGCGGGUGUCUGGGAGUUGUAGUUUUACACGGUGAGGCUGGAGGGCGCGCUGCUAUGCUAGAAUCGGACUGUUAAUGCCAGAAGCCUGGUUGUCUGAACGUGAUGUUUUUAAAAAAAUUAACUGACCAAGUACCUUUUGUUUCUCCAGCUCGACGUUUACACUACGCUCUGUUCUGACCAGGGCCCAGAGAAGUCUCGGCUUUUUUGUACUUUUAGUCUGAAAAACUUUAUUUUAUUUCUUUUUUACUAUGAGGUGCUGAGCACGGGAACCUUGAUGUUGUGUCCUCUGUUUCCCUGGGGUCCAGUUUAAUGGACGCAUAUUUAGAAGAAGUUUGGGACUGGCUGUUACAGCAUUAUUCCUUAAACGUUACUGUUACUCAAACGACCAUUUUGUUUUGUUUUUUGUCGCAGUUCUCUUUGUUAGCGGACAUAUUUUUGUAUUAUUUUUGUAUGAUUUUUGUUAUUUGUCCUGCAAUAUUAUGGUGUAUGAACGGACAUGGUUGCAGUGUGGUGUUUUGAGAAGCUGUUUUCACACAAAAGGAGUUUAUUUAUUAAGAGGUUUAAGGGAAGAGAGUGGAUGUUCCAGCUACCUCUGAGCCCAGUCCCACCUCACACUCUGACCGCUGUCCGAGACGGCGUCCUCUCUGGACCAUACACUGUUAGCGUCUGACCCACUCCGGCACUGGGAGCUGAAGUGGUGGGAUAUGUUCUGCUAACUCCACACACCUCUGCACAUGGUGUUACCCGCUGUGUGGUCCGCCCCUCCUGGGCGACAGGACUGUAUAUGGGUGCUGUGGAGGCUUGUCGCCUCGUUCUCUCCCUCUGUAAUGUGUUUAUUUACCCUGAGCUCUGCGGUGUGUGUGUGUGUGUGUCAACACACACACACACAUGAAACUGACAGUAAAAUCAUGUAAUGUCCUGGUU
This is a messenger RNA of Conger conger (European conger), 3675 nucleotides long. Its product is annotated as putative RNA-binding protein 15B. The record is from RefSeq and is a predicted model, not a curated record. Gene Ontology annotation, biological process: regulation of alternative mRNA splicing, via spliceosome. Gene Ontology annotation, cellular component: nucleus. Gene Ontology annotation, molecular function: mRNA binding. The transcript has a single exon. NCBI's taxonomy places the organism in Eukaryota, Metazoa, Chordata, Actinopteri, Anguilliformes, Congridae. The coding region runs from base 208 to 2619 and encodes 803 amino acids.